This is a messenger RNA of Paramecium pentaurelia, 2945 nucleotides long. Lineage: Eukaryota; Ciliophora; Oligohymenophorea; Peniculida; Parameciidae. The record is from the annotation of a GenBank genome assembly.
AUGGGGAUAACAGAAUUUGAUUUGCAACCCCUUAAAAAAAUCAAAGUGCCAGAUGAAUAUGAGAAUGAUGUAUAAUUUUAUACAGAGGCAAUAAUGAAGUAACACGAAAAAAGGAGACAAAAAUUACUAAUGGAAUACUAAGAAUUAUUACAUUUAAAAUAAGAAGAAAAUUCUCAUACUCCAUAAUCAAUAGUCUAAGAAGAAAAAUUAGAGGAUGCACAAAAUUCAAAAAUAAAUGAAAAAUUGAUAAAGGUUAAAAAACUAAAUUAAGAACAGCAAGAAUAAAAAUUACUUCUUUAUUCUCAGAAAUAAUAAUUAAUAGAGUCACGUCGAAAAUAAAUUAGUAGUGAAAGAGAACUUAAAGCAUAAUAAAAAGAAAUAUUAGACACUUCAAGAAUGGAAUAAGCUUAACGAAAUAGAGUAUAACUGUAAAAAAUGACUCAAGAUAAAUAAGAGAAACGCAAAAUGAGUUAUGAUGCCAAGUUAUAAAAAUUAGAACUUUAUAGAUAAGCAUAAUAUAUUGCUCCAAGAAAGACAAGGUUUGAUGAUACAAUGGCUCGAUAUUAAAGGAGUGUUGAGGAUAGAAAAUAAUAAGAUAAAGAAAGAUUAAGAAAAUUAGAAGAAAGUUUAGAAAAAGCUAAUUCUAAGAAAACAUCAAAUAUCAUAGAAAUAAAAAGAAAGAGUUUGCUUGAAUAAUUAAAAAUAGAGGAUGCUCUUUUCAAUAGAGAAAGAUCAUGGCAUGCAAAAAAAAAUCGAUUGCUAGAAAAAUUGUAAGUAAGAACAGAGAUUGUUAGACUUAAUUAAAGCGAACCUAAAAAGAAACCAUAUCCAUUACCAAAAUUUCUAUGUUAAAAAGAUUAAAGAAAAGCAAAUUCCACUGCAUUAUGUUAUUUUGCUUCCGAGAUUGUAGAUUAACUAGAAAGUGUUAGCAUCCAUGACUUAGAAGAGAAACUACUAGACUUGUGCACAUCUUAAGAUAAAAUACAAAGAGAUUAAUUUGUUAAAACUAAUUAUUUGUUUUUAUAUAACUGAUAUGGAUUAUCUCACAUAAGAUGAAGUAGGCGGUAUUGUUGCUAAAGGUCUAGCAGCUCUUUAUUUAGAAAGGCCAUAAUUUCCUAUUGAUUAUCUUGCUAAAUGGCUUCUCACUUACUCAGAAUUGCUCAAAAAAUAAAAGACAAGAGAAGAAAGAGUAAUGAAUUAUAUUUCAUAAUUAUUAGUAACAAGUUAAAGAAACAAAAAUAAAGGAAUUUAAAGUUCUAACUGAAUAAUUAGCAUAUUUAAAAGAUGAGAGCAAUAGACUUGAAAAUUUGUAAAAGGAGAAACAUGAAUAAUUUUUAGAAUCAAUUAAAUAGGCAAAAUAUCAUGAUGAAUUCUUAAGUGAUGUAUUUUGUGAUUAUGUGGCUAACAGAUUUGUAAAUAUAAUAUCUAAUAAUAGAGAGUGAAUUCUUAUGUCUGUGAACUUGAUUUUCCAAAAAAGGAGAUUGAUUUAAAUUAAGAAGAUGAUGAAAAUGCUCAUAUCAAUUUAGAAGGAACAAAGCUUUUGACUUAUAUUUAUGCUGAUCAAAAUUCAAAAUUCCUAAUUGGUCAAAAUUUACUCCCAGAAACAGGAGUUACAUAUGAUGCAUUAAAAGAACCAUAACCAGAUGAAAAUGGUGAAGUAAUUUAAACUAAUGGCAUUUAUAUAUCAAAUGUUGUCAAAGAGCCUAGAAUUGUAUAUCAUAAAUGGCCUAAAUUGGGUGCAUAUUAUGCAAUCCCACUUGUCUAUUAGAGUUGUCUUUAUGAACAAUCAUUUGAUUAAGGCAUUGAAUAGAGAUAACAAUAUAUGAUACUAAAAGAGAAUUAAGACAAAGAAAGAUCAGCUAAAGAAGCUGAAUUUGAGGAAAGACUUGAAUCUGAAGAUCCAGCAAUUAUUGAAUAGGAGAAAUAAGCAUAUUUAGCAGGUUUAGAACCUCUAUUAGAACCAUCUUUUGCUUAAUAAAAAAAAGAGUAUGUUUUUUGUAUUGAUACUUUGGGUUAAGAUAGAGAGAUACCUGAAAAUCAUAGAUAAGAAAUUUUUGAUUUAGUUAAUAUGUUAAUUAAAUAAUGGGAACUCUAAGAAAUAUAAUCAAUGAAGACUGAUGUUGAAUUAUAAUUACAUUAUUAAUCAAGUUUAGGUGCUCCAUUCAAAGAAAUAUUAGAAAAUUGGGCAUUAGAGGAAGAAUAAUAUAUUGAUAGUCAUUAAGAGAAAUUAGCAGAAUUCAAAGAAAACGAAAAAUUAUUAUAAUAUGAGACUGAUUGUUUGAGAUUAGAAAGAUUAAGGGAGAAAUUAAGUGAUAAGGAAUUUAUCUAACCAUUAUUAAAUCUUAGCAAUUGUAGAAUUAUAAAAUUUAAUACAAUUAUUUAAUCAGGUCUAUAUUUAAUUGGAGCAAAUAAAUUAGAUAUUAAUUUGCCUGAAACAAAUAGAUUGAAUAUAAGAAAAUUGGUUCUUGAUGAGAACCUUAUUUAAUAAAUUGUGGCCUAUAAUCAUAGAGGUCCUAAACCAGAACCAUAAUACAAAUGGGGUUAUGUUGAUAGAGUUUAGAAAAGAGUUGAAAAAAUUGAAUAAGAAUAAGUUGAUGCUUACAAUUUAAUUUUGGGAAGAUUACUUAAAUUUUUGUAAUUGACUUGUAAGUUAAGAAAAUUAGAUAUUGAAAUUAGAAGAGAGAAUAUUGCUAAUAAAAGAAAAUAAAUUGAAUAAUUGAAGGAAGAGGCAUCAAAAUUAGUAGAAUAAAAAGAAUUGGCAUUAAAAGAACAUAAAGAAUAAGUAAAUUAAUUUAUUAUCAAAGUUAUCUCCUGAAGAAUAAGAAGAAUUUAAUUAAGAGGAAUGGGAGGCUAAUUUUGAUAGUGAACAUCCAAUGCCAGAAAUACCAGAGAAUCCAGCUGAUGAGAUUGAUGAUGAUUACAUUAUUGAGCCACCUCAGCAAUGA